AGCCCCUCUAAACGGUGCUGCUGGUCUGGUGUGGGUGGCAUGCGGCGCAGAGAUAGCAGCAGCACUCUCUGUCAUCCCCACAGCCCCUCUAAACGGUGCUGCUGGUCUGGUGUGGGUGGCAUGCGGCGCAGAGAUAGCGGCAGCACUCUCUGUCAUCCCCACAGCCCCUCUAAACGGUGCUGCUGGUCUGGUGUGGGUGGCAUGCGGCGAAGAGAUUGCAGCAGCACUCUCUGUCAUCCCCACGUGCCCAAUCCCUUCUUUCCGCUUGCUCCUCCCCCCCCCCUCUCUAUCCCACCCCUCUCCCUCCUCUUCCAGAGCCCCUCUAAACGGUGCUGCUGGUCUGGUGUGGGUGGCAUGCGGCGCAGAGAUAGCAGCAGCACUCUCUGUCAUCCCCACAGCCCCUCUAAACGGUGCUGCUGGUCUGGUGUGGGUGGCAUGCGGCGAAGAGAUUGCAGCAGCACUCUCUGUCAUCCCCACGUGCCCAAUCCCUUCUUUCCGCUUGCUCCUCCCCCCCCCCUCUCUAUCCCACCCCUCUCCCUCCUCUUCCAGAGCCCCUCUAAACGGUGCUGCUGGUCUGAGCCCCUCUAAACGGUGCUGCUGGUCUGCUGUGGGUGGCAUGCGGCGCAGAGAUAGCAGCAGCACUCUCUGUCAAACCCACGUGCCCAAUCCCUUCUUUCCGCUUGCUCCUCCCCCCCCCUCUCUAUCCCACCACUCUCCCUCCUCUUCCAGAGCCCCUCUAAACGGUGCUGCUGGUCUGGUGUGGGUGGCAUGCGGCGCAGAGAUAGCGGCAGCACUCUCUGUCAUCCCCACAGCCCCUCUAAACGGUGCUGCUGGUCUGGUGUGGGUGGCAUGCGGCGAAGAGAUUGCAGCAGCACUCUCUGUCAUCCCCACGUGCCCAAUCCCUUCUUUCCGCUUGCUCCUCCCCCCCCCCUCUCUAUCCCACCCCUCUCCCUCCUCUUCCAGAGCCCCUCUAAACGGUGCUGCUGGUCUGGUGUGGGUGGCAUGCGGCGCAGAGAUAGCAGCAGCACUCUCUGUCAUCCCCACAGCCCCUCUAAACGGUGCUGCUGGUCUGGUGUGGGUGGCAUGCGGCGCAGAGAUAGCAGCAGCAGUCUCUGUCAUCCCCACGUGCCCAAUCCCUUCUUUCCGCUUGCUCCUCCCCCCCCCCUCUCUAUCCCACCCCUCUCCCUCCUCUUCCAGAGCCCCUCUAAAUGGUGCUGCUGGUCUGCUGUGGGUGGCAUGCGGCGCAGAGAUAGCAGCAGCACUCUCUGUCAUCCCCACAGCCCCUCUAAACGGUGCUGCUGGUCUGGUGUGGGUGGCUUGCGGCGCAGAGAUAGCAGCAGCACUCUCUGUCAUCCCCACAGCCCCUCUAAACGGUGCUGCUGGUCUGGCGUGGGUGGCAUGCGGCGCAGAGAUAGCAGCAGCCCUCUCUGUCAUCCCCACGUGCCCAAUCCCUUGUUUCCGCUUGCUCCUCCCCCCCCCCUCUCUAUCCCACCCCUCUCCCUCCUCUUCCAGAGCCCCUCUAAACGGUGCUUCUGGUCGCGUAGCCCCUGUUCAUGGUGCUGGUGGUGGUGUGGGUGGCCUGCGGCACGUGUUACCCAAAUCCCACUCUCUCGACCUCUGGAGGGAAACAGCGGGUCAGCUCGUGGGGAAACAACAGAGACGGGCUCCCGUUUGCCAACGGCCGGGCCUAUCAAAGGUUAAGAGGACUGACUGGAACGUCUCCAACUCCCACCGGAAGAACAGUGAAUGGAUGGGGGGUUUGCACCGAAAUGUGCGGUGGAUUAUCAAGGACCACUUCACACGCCACACCCCCGUGUACAAUACAGACGUGAAGGGCUUCAAGUGGGGCGACCGUGGGCUGUAUGUUCACGAGUCAGGAUUUGAGGCCUUCCGGGGGAAGGCUGAGCUUGAUGCCGAAACGAAGGACCUGAAGGAGGAAGAAAAGGAGGUGUACGACUCGGAGGACAUGGAGGAGGAUAAGGAGGAGGAGGAUGAGGAGGAGGAGGAGGAGGAGGAGGAGGAGGAGGAGGAGGAGGAGGAGGAGGAGGAUGACGAGGAGGAGGAGGAGGAGGAGGAGGAGGAGGAGGAGGAGGAGGAGGAGGAGGAGGAGGAGGAGGAGGAGGAGGACGAGGAACAGUGGGGGCAGGAGCAGAGGAAGAGGAAAAGGCACAAGAGACCUAGGGCAGCAGGAGAGGCAUCACAUACGUGCGAGGAGAGGCAUUGGUGGAGACAGCAAGGGGGGCAUCAGGGAAGGCACGUGUGGAUAGAGAAAGGGGGACAGCAUUACGGAGGGGAGUGGUGCAAGGGCCGCAGCAGUAUAGGCAUGACCGGAUAG
This is a messenger RNA of Closterium sp. NIES-65, 2335 nucleotides long. The record is from the annotation of a GenBank genome assembly. NCBI's taxonomy places the organism in Eukaryota, Viridiplantae, Streptophyta, Zygnematophyceae, Desmidiales, Closteriaceae.